Messenger RNA from Trichobilharzia regenti, 1599 nucleotides. The record is from the annotation of a GenBank genome assembly. Lineage: Eukaryota; Metazoa; Platyhelminthes; Trematoda; Strigeidida; Schistosomatidae.
AUGCGUGAUACUGUCUGGUUGAUUGCCUGUUUCCUGAUCCUUCUUCUUCUUCUACUUCUUCUGACCCAGUCAUCAUCAUCAUCAUCAUCACCCCAACCAGGAUCUACACAACUAACUGGCUUGAAUAAAAUAACCUUGAAUACAGAUGGACAAUUUAUUGACACUCGUGGAUUUAUCAAGUUAUUUCGUGGAUUUAAUUCUGUUCAAAAAUCUUUUCCAUGGUAUUCUCAACAAGUGUUGAAUAUAACACAGAUGAAAAUGUUUCAAAACUGGGGUAUCAAUACAAUUCGUUUACAAGUGAUGUGGAGUGGAGUAUAUCCUCAUCAAUCGACCAUUAAUACUACAUACUUAGAUCAAAUUGAAAAAAUAGUCAAUCUGUUUGCACAGUACAAUAUCUAUGUGAUAUUAGACAUGCAUCAAGAUGCUCUGUCAUCUCGUUAUGGUACAUACGAUGGAAUACCACUAUGGUUGAUUGAUCAAUUCAAAAGAUCAUCACAUGCUCUACAAUAUCCUUGGCCUUAUAAACAAGCACCAAACUGUGAAAUGUGUAAUUAUUUAACUUAUGAGUGUAGUAAUGCAGCACAACAGUUAUAUGAUAAUGUAUCGAAUUCAUGGAGUCAUUGGGGUGAUUUUUGGGAAGUGAUUGCCGAAAGAUUCAGGCAUACUACAAAUGUACUUGGUUAUGAAUUGAUCAAUGAACCGCCACCGGGUAACUAUUAUACAAAUCCAUUACGUGGUCUUUCAGGUUACGCUGGACGAUAUAAUCUGCAACCAGUAUACGAUUAUCUGGUCGAACGAAUACGGAAACAUGAUACUGAGACACUGAUAUUUUAUGAACCCAUUACAUAUGGGAUAUUUACUCCUUUCACUACGAGUUGGUUAGGCACAGGAUUCGAACGUGUACCAGGAGCGAAUAAAGAUAAAUCAGCGCCGAAUAAAAGUGUAUUAUCCUACCAUUAUUACUGUUGGAUUCUACAGACAGAAAAUUCAAAUUCAACUAUGCCGUUUUGGAAGAAAAUUGUUUGUGAUGAGUUCCUCUUACCGGAUGUUAUAUCGAAUGCUAUUAAAGCUAUGCAGAGGACUGGCGGUGGUCGAUUUCUAACUGAAUUCGGCAUAUGUGGAGAUGAUGGAAACGCAAAUAGUGUGAAUACAGUUGAAUGCAAUGCUAUACUUGAUGAAGUUGAUAAACGCUUUGAAUCGUGGACCUACUGGGAUGGAAAUUUUCUCGACGAAAUGGGAAAUCCUAUUGACAGUCAGGUGAAAUCUUUCAUUCGACCUUAUCCUCAAUCAACUAAUGGUAAACUGAAGAAACUUCGUUUCAAUCAUAAGACGGGAGAAUUUCAUUUCUGUUUUUCUACACUCCACCAAUCCAUCGUUGCUCAAAUACCAUCUAAUCAAAGUGUUGUUGAUGAACAAGUCGUGCUGGUUGCAGAGAUUUACAUACCACAAUCUGUUCAUUAUCCGAAUGGAUUUAAGCUGAAUCUACAUCCAGAUUACAUAAUGAAAAAUAUGACAGGGAAUAUUCUGUCUCUUUACCUACCAAAGGAGAAGUUGAACAAUAAAUCUGUAGAAGUAAAAGUGGAUAUUUGGAGAAAAUAA